Messenger RNA from Gryllus bimaculatus (two-spotted cricket), 1296 nucleotides. NCBI's taxonomy places the organism in Eukaryota, Metazoa, Arthropoda, Insecta, Orthoptera, Gryllidae. The record is from the annotation of a GenBank genome assembly.
AUGGAGAGACGAAAGGGAAGAGAAAAUAAGAAAGGAGAUGGUGAGAUGGGAGGGAGGGAGAGAAAGGAAGGGAACAGAUUGAGGGAAGAGGAGAGACUGGGAGGAAAUGGGCGAGUGUUGGAGGGAGGCAAGGGAAGAGAAGAGGAAGGAGAGGGAGGGGAGAGAUUGAGGAAAGAAGGGAAAGGAAGGGCAGAGACUGGGAACAAAUGGGCGAGUGGUGGAGGGAAGAAAGGGAAGAGACAUGGAGGAGGUAGAGCCGACCACAACGCGCUCUUCGAGCCGGCAGAUCGAGAGCUCAGAGGCGAGAAAAGGAAUACGCGGGGGCCAUGGGCAGCGCCUUCGUGGGAAGAUCUCAAAACUGCGAUGGCAGAGAUCUCAGGCUGUACAAAACUUUUAUAUAUGAAAGGAACCAAUGAGUUAACUACUGUUCCACAGAGAACAGAAAAGAUACAGAACGAUAUGAUCGGUUCUUUAUUUAAACACCCGAAGGAGUUGAGGAAAGCAUUGCAGCGACUUCACUUGGUCGCCCUCAUUGAAAUCCACCAUCUCGUGACUUGCCCGCUCAAUGCCAGCUGCUCCGAACGAGAACAACCGUUGGGGACCUCUAGCGCGGAGCUCUCCCCCGCGCCCGCCGCCCCCAAGAAGACCGUCAUCCAGGCGUCCACGUCCGAGCUGCUCAAGUGCCUGGGCAUCUACCUGCACACCAAGUGCUACCGCCUCAAGGACUUCCAGGCCGGAGACGCCGUCAUGUGGCUGCGCACCGUCGACCGCAGUCUGCUGCUGCAGGGGUGGCAGGACGUGGCGUUCAUCAACCCGGCCAACGUGGUGUUCGUGUACAUGCUGGUGCGCGAGCUGGUGCAGGACGAGGAGCUGCGCUGCGAGCAGGAGCUGCAGGCGGUGGUGCUCACCUGCCUCUACCUCUCCUACUCCUACAUGGGCAACGAGAUCUCCUACCCGCUCAAGCCCUUCCUCGUCGAGGACGACAAGGACAAGUUCUGGGACCGCUGCCUGCUCAUCGUGAACCGCCUCAGCCGCAACAUGCUGCGCAUCAACGCCGAGCCGGGCUUCUUCACGGAGAUAUUCACCGAGCUCAAGGCGUGCGGUGCCAACGCGACGGUGGCGCCUCCCGCGCGGCGGCGGCGGCGGCAGCGCCGACGCCCGCGCCGGCGCCGCGCCGCCCCCCGCGACUGCCCCGCACCCGCGCGCCCGCGGCCCGUCGCCGGCCCGGCCGCCCCCGGCCCGCCCGCCGCCCCCGCACCCUCCCCCCGCCCCCGGCCACCCCCAGCGACAGCUUGA